AUGCCAGAUGGGGUCAAGCGCAAGAAGAAGCCUCGUGCCGUACGUGGCUCUGGUGGCGCUGCUGAUAGUGAUGCGCAUCCUGGUGCACGGCCCCCGCCCAUUGGUGACGACGACGCUCGUUCUCGCUCCAACAGAGGUGCCUCCAGCGAUGGCGAAGAGGAUCUCUUGGACUCGGAUGGCUGGGAGGAGCACAUCAAAGGGCUCAUGCAGGGUGAAUUGCAGGCCAAGCUCAGCAUCUUCCAGUCUGAGGUUACCGAGCUCGUUACCGCGUCCGCCAGCAAGGCUGCCUCCUCCGCCGUUGACCCUGUCAUGGCCGCUAUCAAAAGGCGCCUGCAGCUGCAGAUCGACACCAUGCAGUCGCAAGUUCGUGACAUUGACACCCGCGCUGAGACGCUGGCCACAGACAUGGAGGAGCUCAAGUCCCUGGUUGAUGAGCUACCCAGAGAGUUGGUGGUUGCAAAUCGGUCGCCGCCUCCACCGAAGCCGACACCUGGGUUCACGCGGGCUGUCGAUGGUACGAUUCUCAAGGUCGUUGCUCCCGCGCUCGUCAAAAAGAGUGACGUUCAGGGAUCAGUGGAUAAGGGGCUUAGGGACGCACGCGUUGACGGCUACAAUUUUCAGGGCGAGGACCAAGACAAGCUCCUCACGAUUCAGUUCACAGGUGCAGUGGGUACUGCUGGAAAGAAGGUCACGGCCGCGUUAUCAGCUCUUCGUCCUCCUGGGAAAGGACAAUGGAUGCGCUUCCCCAUGCCUGCUGCCAGUGGGGGUAGCACCCAGUUACAUAUCGGCCCCGACAAGAAUCCGCAUCAGAUCAAGAUGGAGAUCACUGGGAAGAAAAUGGUUGCAGCCCUCCGCGAGGAGUUCAAAGACGCAAAGUUCUUCUUCGAUCGACAGAAUGGAUGGAUCUCUGAGAGUUGGAACCCGAUUAUCAGGAUCGAACCGCAGCCGGGUCGAAAUCCCACGAAGAUCUUUUGGCACGACGCUGCGAUCACUGCUCGACAAUGGUCUCGAGCG
This is a messenger RNA of Prorocentrum cordatum, 1014 nucleotides long. The record is from the annotation of a GenBank genome assembly. Lineage: Eukaryota; Dinophyceae; Prorocentrales; Prorocentraceae.